AUGGGUUUACAUGCCCGGGGAGAUCUCCUCGUCGCAAGAAGUCACUCAUCAACAGCCACUUUCCUUUUCACUUUACUCUUGUUGAUACACCGAGUCUCGGCUCAGCUCACUGACAUUUGCGAUCCAUAUAUUUUUUGUUUUGGACCCAAUCAAUGCAAUGAGGGUUUCGAGUGCAACUUGUUGACGAAUCAAUGCUGUGUCUUCCUCACAACGACGACAACAACGACGACAACGACGACUACAACAACAACAACUACAACCACAACAACAACAACAACGACUACGACAACAACCGCUGCCUGCGUCGAUAAAGCAUCUAUAAAUGGUAUAUCGGAUUGCGCAAGAAGAGCUUUUCUCUGCAAUAGCGCUGAAUACUUUGCGGUGAUGACAGAGGAAUGUGCGGCGACUUGUGGCAGAUGCUCAGCAACUUGCGUGGACAAUGGAUCGAAUUGCCUCUCGCAGCUCGCUUUAUGCAAUCUUCCCCAAUACUACAGUGUCAUGUUGGCGAAUUGUGCGCUGACUUGUGGCCUUUGUUCGUCACUUUUAGCAUCGAGUACAACCUGUGUCGAUCAGGGUAGCGGAUGUGCCGAGCGUUCCUAUCUAUGUUUUGAGAACGGUUAUCGUACCCUGAUGGAGCUUGAAUGUCCAUUGACAUGUGGAUACUGUAGUGUGGCCACGGACAACUUUGCUCUCCAAGCAGCCUUGCAAGCUCAAUUAUCAGCUGCUCAAGUGGUUUAUGAGUUGCCGUCGGCUUCAGUGCUGAAUGCGGUGAGCAACGCAAUCUCGUCAGGAGCCGUUCAAAACGCCAUCAAUGCUGCAAAUGCGAUCAAGAAUGGGCAGCUCAAGAUCCCGACAGUGCGUACGGGCACUCUCGUAACGACAAAGACGGAUGAUGGAGACACUUUCUAUCAGGUGAAUUGUAAUGGAAAACGAUGUAAACCGACGAAGAAAGUGCACAAGGGACAUGGCUCUUCGGAAAUUCUGCACCUUGGUGGCCCGCCUGAAGAGCUGAAAGCACCGGAUUUCAGGAACAGUGCACCGGAUUUUGGCAAUCAAAUCCCGGCUUUCUCUCCGGAGAAACCCUUCAACCAUCAAAUCCUUUCCAUCCCCGCAAUGCCCCCGAUUCCACCUGUGUCAACUGGCCAAAACCCGUUCAUGUCAGUGACACCAGCUGGUCAAGUCCCCGAUGAGGUGAAUCAUCAAACUUUUCUUCAAUAUUUCAUUAGGCACUUAAACGUACCAAAAGUGGCUCCACACAUGCCGAUGCCGGCUGCAAUUCCAUUCUCGGGAAUGAUGCCCAUUCCUGCAAUCACCCAAUCUGCUCAAUCACCGAUAAGCCAACAGGAGCUCAAUCCGAUCUCGAAUUUGGCUAUGUCUUUCCCCGGCCCGCCUCGCCUUCCACUUGAUGUGGCUUUCACCAAUCCGAAGAAGGGACCAAAUGAAGUCGAUAUUAGUCAGGCCCUUCAAACGCUUUCUCUGAACCCGUUGCUCACAUUGUCGCAACUCUUGGUGGGCGUCGGGCAAAACAUGCAGAAAUUGCAACAAGGUGCACCUGGCCCUCCACCACCACAUUUCUCUAUGAACAGCCCACUCUUUGUGCCAAGAAGAACUCGAAAUUUGAAUAUGAAUGAUGAUAAGAUCAGUGACAAGAGUCGAGAAGUGCUAAAAUCGAAAAUGGAAUCGAUGAGAGAUUUCUUUGCUGGAAGCGAUUCACUCAAGAAAUUAAGUGGUUUUUUGACGAAAGCUACUGGCACAUAUUUCAACUCGACCCUCACAAAACCCGAUCGGAUUACGCUUUUGCCAAACGAGAAACUUGAAGCUAGUUUGUUGAGUGAGCCAGUGCUGAAGAGAGAGAAACGAAGAAGGGAAGAGAAGAACUCAACAAAUCCCGAUGAGAGUUUAGAUAAAAAGAAGAAGCAAAGAGCAAAGAAAAGAUACGAGGACACUCUUCUUUUCUUCAACGAUGCUGUCAACAAACAAACUCUUGUGACACCAAAUAUUGAC
Mesorhabditis belari is the source of this 2004-nucleotide messenger RNA. The record is from the annotation of a GenBank genome assembly. NCBI's taxonomy places the organism in Eukaryota, Metazoa, Nematoda, Chromadorea, Rhabditida, Rhabditidae.